AUGAGGUCUAAAGCAGUGGUAGCUGGGCCGCGGCAAGCCCUGCGAACACACUUCUGGACACAACACAUCCAAGUGGACAGCAGCCGCUCAAAUAACCUGUGCAACGGGAAGUUCCACAAACACCUGCAGGACCUGUAUGCCCCCCUGGUGGUGCGAUAUGUGGACCUGAUGGAGUCUUCCAUUGCUCAGUCCAUUCACAGAGGCUUUGAAAGGGAAUCCUGGGAACCUGUCAAGAGUAUAACGAGCACUCUGCCCAAUGUUAACCUCCAAAUGCCUAAAGUACCAAAUCUAACAGUGCCAAGUGUUAACCUCCCACAAAUGCCCAGCUUCUCUCCGCCCAACUGGAUGAUUGCUAAUUCUAACUCAGUUAAUGGCUCAGGGACUUCCGAGGAUCUAUUCUGGAAGCUAGAUGCUCUGCAGACCUUCAUCAGAGAUCUACACUGGCCGGAGGAAGAGUUUGGCAAACACCUGGAGACCCGACUGAAGCUGAUGUCCAGUGACAUGAUUGAAUCCUGUGUAAAACGGACACGGGCAGCGUUCGAGGCCAAGCUUCAGAAGAGCAGCCGGGCCACAGACUUUCGUGUGCCGCAGUCCAUCUGCACCAUGUUCAACGUCAUGGUGGAUGCCAAGGCCCAGUCAGCCAAGCUGUGUGCCAUGGACCUGGGGCAGGAGAGACAAUACCAUUCCCAAAUUGACAAUCUAAUUGAAGAGACGGUGAAGGAGAUGAUAACUCUGCUGGUAGCUAAGUUUGUGGUCAUUUUAGAGAGCGUGUUAGCCAAACUCUCCAGAUACGACGAGGGAACACUCUUCUCUUCUUUCCUAUCUUUCACAAAGCCGGGGAUGGACGUUGCUGAUGGCUAUGUGACAUUUGUUCGCCAUUCCCAGGACAUGCUGCGCGACAAGGUCAAUGAGGAGGUGUACAUAGAGAGAUUAUUUGAUCAAUGGUACACCAGCACUAUGAACCUCGUAGGAACAUGGCUGACUGACCGUAUGGACCUCCAGCUCCAUGUUUAUCAGCUGAAGAUUCUCAUUAGGGUUGUCAAGAAAAAGUACCGUGACUUUCGCCUUCAAGGGGUGCUGGACUCCACAUUGAACAGUAAGAUGUAUGAAACCGUGAGAAACCGGCUGACCUUGGAAGAAGCCACUGCCUCAGUGAGGGAAGGAGGGAUGCAAGGCAUUUCCAUGAAGGACAGUGAUGAAGAGGACAACGAUAACUAGAUCAAAGGGCCUGAAAACUGAGGGUGAGCGGUAUAUUGCCUGAGAACCCAUGGAGCCUUUUCAUGAGGUCAGAACAGAUUGGCCUAACAUCCAUAUUGUUCUCUCCAUUAUUUGCUUAGCCAGUUUUUUUAUUUGUGUAAUAGUUCUACAUUUAUGUCUGACUUAAUACAAGAAGAAUGUGUUUUGUGUCUAUAAAAACUUGCAUGACACAAGUCUGUCCUAUCAAUGCUCUUGAAAUUCCUCACAAGCUUUAAUUCUGCAAAACUAAAAUUUAAACAGCCAAUAAGAUAGUUCCUUAAAUCAAUUAAACACUGAUUUCUCCUAAAAUGUAAGCAAAUGAGAAUAUCCAAAAAAGGGCCAAAAUGUGUGAGUCUAAAACAAAAUGUGACCACUCACAAUCUAAAUAAGAUGAUAAAGAAUGGCAAGUGAUUGCAUCUAUAUGGAGUUCUUCAUUUGAAGGCAUGAAAAAAUAUUAUUUUGUACCUUCAUGUUGUGCAACCCAAAAUUUCUACAGUCUUUGAACGGUAGCUUUCCUGUUGCUUGUCGCUAAGAUUUAUCUUCCAUAUUCUGAAAAGUAUAUACAGUAUAGAACACUCUCUUUACUCUAGGCAAUUAUACUGGAAAAUAACUUACGAAAUACUUAAGUGAUCCAGGCCACUAUAUUGUGAUUCCAAGUGAACUUUAUUUGUUUUAAAAUGCCAGUGCAUGAUUAACUUGUCACUGUUGAAGUCAUAUUGCUGUUAAUCCAAAUGGUACCAGAACCGAUGGUUUCUUGUUGGUUUAAGGUCAGACUGACCAAAACAACAGAGUUAAAACAACAACAUCCAUAAGAUAUUUCCAAAAUGCCUCCUGAAUGCUCUUGAGCAAUUUGGACAAGCAUUUUGUUCCCAAGUUGAUGAACUAGGCAAUGAAUUUAUUUGUGUUGUGCUAAAAAUGUGCAGUGACUGCAGCUAUUGUAUGUUGCAUUGUUGUAAAAGGUGUGAAAAUGGUAAUUUUUUUUGUAAUGGGUCUACAUCAUGUGUCAAACAUAAAAUCUACACAAAAUGUUCAAAAUGCUGUGAUAUGUUGUGAUGGAAAUGUUUUUUGUCUGUUCUCGGCCAGCAUGGAUGAUAUUCCUCUUGCAACACACAACAAAUUAAAUCCAAGGCAUCGUCAAACAGUAAAGCUGAUGGGUGCAAAAACUGAGUAAUUUUAAUAACCUAGAUUCAAAAUUUGAGGACAGCAUUCGGCCUUCAAGCGUUUACAUCUCAAGUUAGCAACCCCAUUGUUUCCUCUCCUACCUUUCACAUGAGGACAUUAUAAAUUUCAUCUCCCCAAACUGUAUUGCACAAACAUGGUACAUGGCUUUGUUUGGAUUGGUACUUCCUGUUAACCAAAUAGUUACUGUCGCAUUAGCCUAAAACAAUUUAAAAAGGUUUAGUUGUUUGCGUGUGUGGAGCACAAAUUCAACUGUAUUAUCCUUUUGGAGGAUGUAGUUUGUGGUGCUGUUGAACUGCAUUGUAUUAUACAGAGAGAUGUUUCUGUUAUUUAGCCUACCCUUACCGAUAUAUAUAUAUAUAUAGAUAUAUAUGGGGUGGACAAACUAAUAACUAUACAGUUGAAUCAGCACCUCUUAAAAAUAGCUUCAACAAACACUGAAAAUUAUAACCUUCAUUUGAUUGAUUUAUUUCAUUUGUUAAAGGGACCAUGCACAAGAUUCAACAUAAAUGUUACCAUUUGGUGUGUUGUACCAGAGUUAGCUUCAAGCAAAUUUUCAUCUUCUUGAAGGUAGCAUUUAUUGUUGGAUUAGGGGCCAAUCACACAGAGAUGCAUUAUUAGAAACAUGUUGGCAACAAAACCAUUGUUUUCCAAUGAUAUCACAUGUGGUGGUUUUUAGAUGCACAUGAAACUUAAAAUAUUUUCAACUAUACUCAAUCAAAAUCAAUGAAAAGCUGGUUUUGACCACUUUACCACUUUACCUGUUUUGAUGCCAUUGACUAUGCUAGUAAAUAUAGGCUAGCUAGCUAGUCAGCGAGCUGUUGGACUGUGAGAGAACUACAGAGCAGAUGUGUAGUGGGGGGUAAACCCAAGUAACCUCAGUUAUACACAACUUUGAAAGGCAGAGAGCUCGACAUUUGUUUGAAUCCAUGUUUUCUGUUAAUUAUAUUUGAUUGCCCGGUUGCGCAUGCUGUCCCGCUUACAUAAUUAACCUAAAUAUGUCAGUGACAUUAAAAUAAUAUGCAGUAUUAUUGUGAAAGUGAGAAAUCAGUUGGAAAAUUGCACAAGGAACUAAAUCAAACAAGCUCACUUUAGCGCAUUAAAGCAGAGGCAGAGAUUUAUCAAAAAGUUAAAAAAAAAGUAAAAUAUGGAUUGGAAAUUGUAGGAUUUUGAAUCAAAGAGGAUGGGAGGUCGGUCUCUUUAUACCAUAUAAAGGCUGAAUACCAUCUAAAGGCAUGAAUAUAGUCCCUUUUUCAAAUUUUACUCUACUGCCAAGUUCUUCUGUUAGACAUCUGCGUUUAUCCUUCAAAGAAAGUGAUACUGUGUUACUCAUUUAAGAAUGGUCAUUUGUAUCCAAGUGUCAAGUUGGCUACCUAUAAAUAAAUAAUAGAAAUAUAUCUACAAAAUGUAUAUACAUUUAAGUCAGUCAGUGGUAACUCAAGAUGUAUCUUGCAGUUGUGAUAAACACCAACUGUCUGUGGUCUCACCUCUUCAAACAUUUGAUUUCCACAUCAACCUAACACCUCUGACAUUACCCUGUCUUUAUGUUGGUUAAUGGAUGAGUUAGCAAGGCAGUACACAUACAGUUUGGUUUAAUCACACUGAUCAACCUGUUUUCAACUUUUUUCACAUUUUCAAUUUUAAAACAAAAGUUCUAUUUUAGUCAAAAAUCAUUUAAAUAAUAGAGUUUAUUUGCCAUGCAUUAUAUAUGUUCUUGCCCUGCACUUCAUUCCAGGAUGUAUGAUGGGGCGAAUCCACAUUUUUGUAUAAUGGAUGAUGGGAAGUGAAGUCUGCCUGUACUUUCCCUCUGUCAACUGUUUUCUAUGCUGUAGCUGUGUGUCGCCCUGUGUGUAAGUACUGCAUGUCCCUAGUAUUCACUCCCUCAAAGUGUUUUUGCUCCAUGUGUGAAGUUACCGGUGGGUUCGUCAUGCU
Morone saxatilis (striped sea-bass) is the source of this 4347-nucleotide messenger RNA. Its product is annotated as calcium-dependent secretion activator 1-like. Gene Ontology annotation, cellular component: glutamatergic synapse. The transcript is spliced from 10 exons. Lineage: Eukaryota; Metazoa; Chordata; Actinopteri; Moronidae. The record is from RefSeq and is a predicted model, not a curated record. Bases 1 to 1218 code for a protein of 405 amino acids. Gene Ontology annotation, biological process: dense core granule exocytosis; positive regulation of exocytosis; synaptic vesicle exocytosis.